AUGCCUCAUAAGCAGAGCAGCCAGCAUCACGAGCUUGAGGAAGGCCUUCAGUCCCAAAUAGGGGCACCAGGCCUGGUGGGUGCACAAUGUCCUGCAGAUGAGAAGGAGGAGGCUGCCUCCUCAUUUUCCUCCUCCUCUUCUACUCCGAUUCAGAGUAUCCCAGAGGAGGUGCCUGCUGCUGGGUCACCGCAUCCUUCCCAGAGUCCUCAGGGAGCUUCCUCUCCCCAAAAUUCCAUCACCUCCACUCAAGGGAACCAAUUUGAUGAGGGCUUGAGCAGCCAAGAAGAGGAGUGGCCAAGCACCUCGCCUGACCCAGUUGACGCUGAGUCCUUGCUCCAAGAGGCCCUAGAUGGGAAGAUGGCUCAUUUGGUUCAUUUCCUGCUCCAUAAGUAUCAAAAAAAGGAGCCGAUCACAAAGGCAGAGAUGCUGAGUGCUGUCAUCAAGAAUGACGAGGAGUACUUCCCAGCCAUCUUCAGCAAAGCCUCCGAGUGCAUGCGGCUAGUGUUUGGCAUUGACUUGAAGGAAAUAGACCCCACCAACCACUCCUAUGUACUCGUCAACUCCGUGGGCCUCUCCUACGAUGGCAUGCUGGGGAAUGACCAGAGCAAGCCCAAAGUUGGCCUCCUGAUAAUGGUCUUGGGCAUGAUCUUCAUGGAGGGCAACCAUGCCCCUGAGGAGGUCAUCUGGGAAGCACUGAGUGUGAUGGGGGUGUAUGUGGGGAAGAACCACUUCAUCUUUGGGGAGGCCAGGAAGCUCCUCACCCAAGAUUGGGUGCAGGAAGCCUACCUGGAGUUCAGGCAGGUGCCCGGCAGUGAUCCUGCACGCUACGAGUUCCUGUGGGGUCCCAGGGCCCAUGCUGAAACCAGCAAAAUGAAGGUCCUGGAGCAUGUGGCUAAGAUCAAUGGGAGAGAUCUCACUUCCUACCCAUCUCUGUAUGAGGAGGCUCUUAGAGAGAUGAGGGAGAGGGAGUCUGAGCAGGAGUUGCAGCCAGGGCCAGUGGCGGGGACAGGGCCAGGACACAUCCCAGGGCUACCUCCAGCAGCUUCUCCUGCCCCAAGUGAUGGGUCCAUUCUCCACCCUGUGUUUGAAGGAAACAGUCAGCAUUCGAAGUAG
Carlito syrichta (Philippine tarsier) is the source of this 1113-nucleotide messenger RNA. Its product is annotated as melanoma-associated antigen 8-like. The transcript has a single exon. Bases 1 to 1113 code for a protein of 370 amino acids. Gene Ontology annotation, biological process: negative regulation of transcription by RNA polymerase II. The record is from RefSeq and is a predicted model, not a curated record. Lineage: Eukaryota; Metazoa; Chordata; Mammalia; Primates; Tarsiidae. Gene Ontology annotation, molecular function: histone deacetylase binding. Gene Ontology annotation, cellular component: nucleus.